Molecule: messenger RNA, 4101 nt
Organism: Paramormyrops kingsleyae
Lineage: Eukaryota; Metazoa; Chordata; Actinopteri; Osteoglossiformes; Mormyridae
Gene: dpp6a
Product: dipeptidyl-peptidase 6a
Biological process (GO): regulation of potassium ion transmembrane transport; proteolysis
Cellular component (GO): plasma membrane; voltage-gated potassium channel complex
Molecular function (GO): potassium channel regulator activity; serine-type peptidase activity
Source: RefSeq, a predicted model, not a curated record
AAACCCCGCGGACCCCCGGGGCGCUCCGACGCCGGGAUUAUCGGCUUCCUAUUAUUGAUUUAAAGUGCGAAUCAGGGGAGGGGGAUGCGCCCACUUUCCGGACGGUCGAUGAGUCGUGGAGGAGAGCGUGAAGAUGCCGGCUUCGCACCGGGUCACUUUGAGUGUAGAGGGAGUGAAACCAUAAUGUUUAACCUCGUUCAUCGUCAGUUCCGGGUCCUGGUCGGUAGCUGCAUCGAACUACCUUCUUACUCUUAUUCCAGUUCUUCUUUUCUUCCACAGCAGGUCUCUCUCCCUGCGCAACUUGCACUUGAUCCUUAAAGUAAAUUGUCAUCGCUUCGCGCUGAGAGCCGGAUUCCUGUCCCCCUCCUCCCUCUAAACGGAGGACCAGCAACGUGCUUUGAAUGUCGAGCAGACUUCAACUAAUACUGACUUCCCUUUUAAUGCUGGUUUGCAUCGUCCGGCGCGCUGAUCUGCAAACUCGGCGGAUGGUAUUUUCGAGACGAUUUUUCAAGCAUUUACGCGCUUUGAUCGCAUUAAAUCAUCCAGGGAUCUCAGUUUCAUUACCAGUUGCUUCUUUUUGGCACCUCUUUUAUUUCCUUCCUACGAUCAGUGAAAGAAACGUGCGGGUAUGAAGUCCCGAUAAAAACGCCGUGUGACAAAUUGGCGGUCUUUUGUCUCGGCGUGCUUACCAUUUCGGGGGUAAACUCAUGGCUGCUCUCUAUCAAAGAUUUACCGGGAAGAUUAACACCAACAGAUCCUUCCCAGCUCCACCUGAGGCCAGCCAUCUGCUUGGCGGAAAUCGAGCCGAUGAGGACGGAGCAAGACCGAACUCGGGCCCCUCACAGGGCGAUCUCCCCCGGCUCCCCUAUCGACGGCGGGGGGAACGCGAAGAUGAGGAUGAGCUGGUGGGCAGCAACCCCCCACAGCGGAACUGGAAGGGAAUCGCCAUCGCCCUGCUCGUCAUCCUGGUUAUCUGCUCCCUGAUAGUCACCUCUGUCAUCCUGCUGACUCCAGGUGAGGAUGACAGCCUCGCUCUCAAGCAGAAGGUUUCUGUGGAGCACAUUUUCAGCAAGGAGUUCAACGUCCAUGACCCCGACGCCAAGUGGAUUAGCGGAAAUGAGCUGCUGUACCGCACACGGGAUGGGGACGUGGUCCGGCUCAACGUUGAGACCAAAGAGAAGACUGUUUUGGUGGAGAACAAGAAGUUUGAAAUGUACAAAGCCAGCAAGUACCAAGUCUCCCCAGACAUGAAUUACGUGCUUCUGGCCUACAACGCUGCACCGGUGUAUCAGCACUCCUUUACAGCUUUCUACAUCAUAUGCAGCUUGAUAACCCCCGAGACGUGGAACCUUAACCCCCCAGAGGUGCGCAAUGCCCAGCUGCAGUAUGCGGGCUGGGGACCUAGGGGCCAGCAGCUGAUCUUUAUAUUUGAGAAUAAUAUCUACUACCGGGCAACCGUGGAAAGCCGGUCAAUACGCCUGGUGUCGUCAGGAAGGGAAGGAGUGAUCUUUAAUGGCCUGAGUGACUGGCUUUAUGAAGAGGAGAUCUUUCAAAGCCACAUCGCCCACUGGUGGUCUCCAGAUGGUGCCAGGUUAGCAUACGCCACCAUCAAUGACACGCUCGUCCCCAAGAUGGAGAUCCCCAUGUACACCGGCUCCCUCUACCCCAUGGGAAAGGAGUUCCAUUACACUAAAGCUGGGGAGGAGAACCCGCAGAUCCAGCUGUACGUGGUGAACCUGAAUGGCCCGCUGCACACCAUGGAGAUGAGAAGGCCCGAGGACCCCAGGAUAGGGGAUUUCUACAUUACCAUGGUGAAGUGGGCCACUAGCACCAAGCUGGCCGUCAAUUGGCUGAACCGGGCCCAGAAUGCUUCCAUACUGACUCUGUGUGAGGCCACCACUGGCGUCUGCACCAAGAAACACGAGGAUGAGAGUGACGGCUGGCUGCACAGACAGAACGAAGCCCCGCUGUUUUCUAAAGAUGGCCACAAGCUGUUCUUCACCCGGGCAGUUUUCCAGGGCGGGAUGGGCAAGUUCUUCCACAUCGCCAUGUCAUCUUCACGGCCCAACGCCACCACCGACAACCUGCAGUUCAUUACCUCGGGUGACUGGGACGUGACCGAGAUCCUGGCCUACAGUGAGGAGCGUCAGGUCGUAUACUUCCUGAGCACCGAGGACGACCCAAAACGGAGGCACCUGUACAGUGCCCACACCGUCGGCCACUUCAACCGUCGCUGUCUGUCAUGCGACUUCAGCAACGACUGUGGCUAUGUCAGUGGCUCCUUCAGCAAGGACAUGCGCUACUUUCUGCUCAACUGUAAAGGCCCUGGAGUCCCCUUUUCCACGGCGUACAGCACCGACGAGAAGGAGAAGGUCGUCGACCUGGAGAUGAACGAGGACUUGCGGAACACUCUGGAAUCCAUGCAGAUGCCAAAAAUGGAGUACAGGGAAAUAACCACUGGGGACUACAGCCUGACGAUGCAGAUCCUGAAACCGGCUGGCUUCCUGGACACGGCUCAUUACCCCCUGCUGCUCCUGGUGGAUGGCACACCAGGGGGGCAGACGGUGAGCGAGCUCUUCCAGGUGGACUGGGCCACCGUGCUGGUGAGCAGCUUUGACACCGUGGUGGUCCGCUUCGAUGGCUGGGGCAGCGGCUUCAGAGGCUCCUACCUUCUGCACAAGGUGCAGCGCAGGCUGGGGGUGUUCGAGGAGAAGGACCAGCUGGAGGUGCUCAGCAAAAUAUCCGAAGAGUUAUACAUCGAUAAGACCCGUAUGGGAGUCUUCGGAAAGGUUUAUGGUGGAUAUUUAAGCAGCCUUCUCCUGAGCUCUGAGGAUUCCUUACUGAAGUGCGGAGCAGCAGUCUCACCCAUCACGGACUUCGAAUUAUACGCGUCCGCAUUUUCGGAAAGAUAUUUGGGACUUCCGAAGCCAGACCCGAGAGCAUAUGGGAUGGCAAAUUUAGCAAACCGUGCAUCGCAGUUUGAAGAUAAGAAGCUCUUGAUCAUUCACCCAACAGCUGACGAGAAAGUCCAUUUUCAGCACACCGCCAAAUUCAUCAGCCACCUCAUCAACGAAAAGGCGAAUUACACUUUACAGAUCUACCCAGAUGAGGGGCACUACCUGCACAGCAAGAGCACCAGGCAGCACGAGAGCCAGUCACUGGUGAACUUUUUCGAGGAGUGUUUCCGGCUCCCGGACAAGGCCUUUGAGGAGAGACUGGAGGAGGAGAACGAGGAGGAGGGGUAGCUGCAGCGGCCCCACGGGGGGGUCCACCCUGAGCCAGCCGCUCAAUAUGCAACCAGCCGGUUCGUUCCUCUUUCGACUUCUCGAGAGUGCCCCCCACCCUGCUAGUGGCGGCCUGCCUCACUACCCCCCUUUCUCAUCCUUGGCCUCCGAAGAACCGACAGCAUCAGCAAAAGCGACAUCCUACCGCUUCUCCCCCCCAUGGUUCUCCGGACCAAACGGAGCAUGUUGAAGGACCUCACUGGCUUAGGUCGACCCCGUGCCGUUGGUCCUAUCUAUCGGAUGGCUUCAGACACACCCACUUCCUGCUGAGCAUCCCCUUCCCCGCCCAACCAUUCGCUUACAAAUCCACAAAAACGAACGCAGGUUUUAUAGCACAAACAUUUGGGUUGAAUGUCGGGACUCUUUCUGCAGAGUCUUUAAAAGGUUACUGAAAUUCUGAAGUAUAUGGGGGGCUUUAUAUGACCGGGUGGUACGAUUUUUAAAUCAUGAUGAACUUUCCACCUUUGACAGUGUUCGUGUCCAUCGUUCUCAUGUAAAGUAGCACACUAAGCGUCGUUGACCCCCCUCUGUUUAUUUCCUCUCCUUCUCAGUGUUUGUCCUGAUCUUGGACUCUUUGUGGCCUCAAGCGUACGUCGCAGUGAAGUUCCAUUGGACUGACAUCAUUCCAGUUGCUCAGAUGGCGGAGUCGUUUAUUUUCAAUCGGUGUCACGGCCGUGUGGUCCGACUGUUUCUCGCCAGCCUCUCUUUCCCGCGGCGCAGAGUCUCCGCCGUGUCACGGAACCAGAACCAUCUGGACCCAUAUUAGUGACUGUGCCUUACUCGGGUAGAGAGUUGGCAUGCAGUGCCAUGCCUCAAA